Molecule: messenger RNA, 1291 nt
Organism: Trichoderma harzianum CBS 226.95
Lineage: Eukaryota; Fungi; Ascomycota; Sordariomycetes; Hypocreales; Hypocreaceae
Exons: 2
Coding region: 46-1221 (391 amino acids)
Molecular function (GO): protein binding; 6-phosphogluconolactonase activity
Source: RefSeq, a predicted model, not a curated record
GUAGGCUCAGUCCUAUCCGCCUCUAUCAAUCACCGGGAAUUGUCGAUGUUACGCAUUGCUCACCAAGAGCGAGGCAUUCUCACUUUCUCAUUUGACCAUAGCAAAUCGUCAUCCAGAAGUCUAGACCUUCUUGGCACAGCCCAAGCCGGCUUCAGACCAGGCUGGCUGCAAUUGCACGACAAUUUGCUUUAUUCUGUGUCGAGAACUAGUUAUCCCAACAAUCGUUCAAGCUCUGGGGGGGUUUUUUCUUUCGAUAAAAACGCCGAAGACCCCGACGCCUUGAGUCUUGUUAUCUCUCAAUCCUCAAAUGGUAUGGGAGGCGUUUUUUGCGAUGUUGCCAGAGAUGGCAGGACUUUAUCUGUCGCCAACAUCGAUGGUUCGACUGUGUCUAUCUAUCCUUUGUCAUCGCAUGGCAUAAUUGGCGACGCUACUUUUGUCUUCAAGUACAAUCUCACCCAUCCAGGGCCAGGAACAAACGAGUCUCAGAUCCAGAGCAAUCCACAUGCUGCUGCUUUCGAUCCUACUGGAGAAUAUAUGAUAGUACCAGACCGAGGGGCAGAUCAUGUCUACGUCUACCAUGUCGACGGGCCAGAACGAGUAACUCAGAUCAACAACAUCACCCUCGAGUCAGGAACGGGACCUCGCCAUGUCACAUUCCGAGCGUUCAAUUGUACGCGAACAUUUAUGUAUCUGGUAAGCGAGCUGGACAACACGAUCAGAGUAUUCGCUCUCGACGGCGUCAACAAUGAUAGCCGUGGCCUCCGCCCACAUUCGUCCCUGAGCAUUUCUCUAGUCCAAAUCGUCUCAACCCUUGGCCAUGGCUCAAAUCGCUCAGAACCGAACAAUACCAACCUGGCCGCGGAAGUGGCCCUUUCGAACGAUGGGAUGUUUGCUUAUGUGUCGAACCGUAAUACAGUAUCGUACAGCACAGACACACUGGCCAUAUAUUCAGUUCACCCGGAUGCGUUGGAGCAUCUGGUCUAUAUUGGGAACACCCCAACCUACGGCAAGAUUCCAAGACAUUUCUCAAUUUCUCCCGAUAGUCGGUUUAUUGCAGUUGCCAACGAAGUAUCGAAUAACCUUAUUAUAUUAGAACGCGACCAAACAUCUGGACGUGUGAACUCAGUCGUCGGAAACGUGACUCUGGGUGAAUUUGAUCUUACACAAAACAAUGGACCGAUGGCCGUGGUUUGGGAUAGUAAAGUAAAAUAUUAUCUUUAAUACAUUACGAAAUCGACUUACUAUCAUAAGUUGGGGUUUUGUAUGUUAGUAUGAGUACAGCAUUUACAAC